UUAAGAAGACUCACUUCCACAGAGAUACAAGAAAUGGCAUCUUUCAACAAAUUAAAAUAUGUGCUAAUGCUGGUAUUUGACUGGAUCCUGUAUGGUGCUGGUGUUGCAGGUCACUGCCGAGUCACUGUAACACAGCCCAGGUUUCAGCAAGCUGACUCCUCCAUGAACAAUGUGUCCCUAACAUGCACUUUCUCUGCUUCUGGGUGUCCCUCGUCUCCACCUGAAGUUCUGUGGUUUCGCUUCUUAACUAAUUCACAUCAAGAUUUGUGUACUCCUGGAUGCACAGAUCAUCAGAAGUAUAAAGUACAUUCAUCAGCAAAUAACAUCUUACUUGAGAUAAAAGAUCUGACUGUAGAUGACAGCGCUGUUUAUAUCUGUGGAAUAGCAUUCUCAGACUCAGAUUCAUCCCUUUCUAAACAAGCAGGAGAUGGAACAGUACUAACAGUAACAGGAUCAGGGAAGCAGCAGAGCAAUGGAAAACUCAUCUCCAUGAUCAUCAUCUCGUCCUUACUGUUCCUGUACAGCUCUGCUGUGCUCACUUCCUUUGCGGUCUACAAGUUAAAGCCAAAGUUGCUAAAGAAAAGUGGGAAAGACCAAACAACAGAGAACUCUAAAAUAAGUAGCAGCCGAAAAGUUUUCCAAGCAAUUGCUCAAGAACUUCAAAAGCAGAGAUAUGCUCAACACUACCAACAGCCUGAUGAUUUGGAAGAUGACACUGUUUACCAAAACAGAUGAGCAUGUGCAGCACUUCAGAUUUGUUCAACAGUUCUCCUGUAAGCAAAGGAGCAGGUGAGGAAGUUAAGCUUCUUCAGACUUCCUUUGCUUCAAAGAGAGAGGAGACAGCCUUGCAGGGCAGUGUUCUUUGGGAGUAUUUUCCAAACAGAUCACCAGAACCAGGUGCAUUGUAACUUACAUCUGUGUUACAUAUUCCAUUUCCAAGAACUCUGGGAAAAGACUUUAUCUUUGUAAGAUAACUGCUGAUGCUUCAUAAAAGUUUCCUUUUUUAGUUUAGAUUUAAUUCUGUCUUCUUUUUUCUCUUUACAUAAACUUUUAUGUAUUCCUUUUACACGAACUGAGCAAUUGUGAAAGUUGUUUGAUAAUUGACAGCAACAUAAAAUAAACUUGUUUCAUGGGUGAAAUUUUGGAUUUGCUCAUGUUAAUGGGAAAGUUAUUGAUGUAACAUUUACAGACCAACAGUAAAUAAAUCU
Molecule: messenger RNA, 1208 nt
Organism: Pseudopodoces humilis (Tibetan ground-tit)
Lineage: Eukaryota; Metazoa; Chordata; Aves; Passeriformes; Paridae
Gene: IGSF6
Product: immunoglobulin superfamily member 6
Source: RefSeq, a predicted model, not a curated record